AAUCACCUCUGGGUUUUUUAUUUUUUGCUAAACAAACCAAAAACAACUGAAAAUUUAGAAAAAAAAAGUUUUUUCUUAGUUUCUGUUAUAAAAGUUUGUAAAUAAGUGAUUUUUCUCCUUCACUGAUGUGCGCUAAUGAGGCUGCAGUGAUGGGCACUGAUAGGCGGCACUGAUGGGCACUGAUCUUGCAUUGAUGGGCACUUGCAGGUGGCACUGACAGACGGCACAGAUGGGGCUACACUG
This is a messenger RNA of Staurois parvus, 243 nucleotides long. The record is from the annotation of a GenBank genome assembly. NCBI's taxonomy places the organism in Eukaryota, Metazoa, Chordata, Amphibia, Anura, Ranidae.